Messenger RNA from Paramacrobiotus metropolitanus, 5396 nucleotides. Its product is annotated as sodium/potassium-transporting ATPase subunit alpha-B-like. NCBI's taxonomy places the organism in Eukaryota, Metazoa, Tardigrada, Eutardigrada, Parachela, Macrobiotidae. Gene Ontology annotation, molecular function: ATP hydrolysis activity; P-type sodium:potassium-exchanging transporter activity; ATP binding. Gene Ontology annotation, biological process: potassium ion import across plasma membrane; intracellular sodium ion homeostasis; sodium ion export across plasma membrane. The record is from RefSeq and is a predicted model, not a curated record. The transcript is spliced from 22 exons. Gene Ontology annotation, cellular component: membrane. The coding region runs from base 593 to 4951 and encodes 1452 amino acids.
GGUCACCUGUGCAGACGUCUAGUUUACUGUAACCGCAUUUCCCGCCUGCAUACUGUGCUGCCAUGCAAGAAAAUAAUAAUUGAUUAUUGUCGACUGUGUCCCGUGGGCACAAAUACAGCCUUCACAAAUAAAUUGUUGUUGGCGUUCUUUUUCCGUCUGUUCAAUGUCAUUUGCUGCGUUUUUCACUGGCAUGAAUCGUGCAUUAUUUUCCAACCGAUGCAGCUAAACAACAGAGAUGUAACAGCCGACAUCGGGAUGCUCCUAUUCUUAUACUGCAGAGCACACGUGUUUACAUAACGAAGGAAAUCUUUUAUAUGUAUAUUUAUUAUAUGCACUUCGUCUCAUUGAUUGACCGUUCCUCCGUGAUUAAUCCGUGCAGUGACCGGCAAUGAAUUAAUUUCGGUACAUUUCGGUGCCCAGUAUUUCUGCGCAACUUGGGAUGCGUUGCGCCCCUUUCGCUGCAGCGGAAGGAAACUAAGGAUCCCCUGCGUCCAGCGUCAGGCCAGUGCCGGGCCGUUGCGGCCGCUGACGAUCACUGCGAGGACACGCAAACUGCUCUUAACAUAUAUACACACGGUAGAAACAGUUAAGAAUGGACAGAAACCGGAGUGACCGGAGGCCCGACUACGAGGGCGACGGCGAGCGGUACCAGUCCGAGGGACCGACUUACACCGUGGUCGGCACGACCCUCCCCGCGGCCCGCCACCGUCCUCCUGUGGAAGAAUCUCCAGUACACGCGGGAGACCAUUAUUCCCGGGACCACCAGCCAUCCCGACCUUCUCUCAACGCUCCCAACGCCAACUUCCGGUCAGCGGCGACCGGCUUAACCAACCGGCCGCUCUUCUCCGACAACGAUCAGCCUCCUCGCUUCCGCGCACCCACACCCCCUCCGGAAGCGCCAGCAGCUAACUCAGGGCGGGCUCCACUGCAUGACCCGCCCCCUCCGCCCGCCGCCGCCACUCACUUCAGUCUGGACGAUGAAGCGGAAGGCAGGGAAUCCGACGACGCAGAGACUGCAGAGGACGACCGUUUCCCCGACGCGCCAUCAUCGCCGCCGCCGUACAGUCAGGAUGACGCGCAUUUCGGGGCGGUGGACUUCACGCACGGACUGGUGCCGCCGGCAGCGCACGUCCUCUACGGCGACAGGAGGCAUUCCAGUCCCGCCAGCCAUUUCAAAGGCCUGCAGCGCCCAGCUGAAGCCCGUCCCGAGCAGAUCCAGAGUUCCGACGACGAGCCCGUGCCCCCCCACCGCGAGGGCGCCUCCGCCCCUACCCCCGUCCCUGCCCCUCGCGUCCUGAGCCCCUCCCGGCGCGCGCCCCCCGCCAGCUGCACCAUCGCCUGCCAGGUGGAGGAGGACGAGCUGCUCUCCAAGACCAUCUCCACGCAGGUCAACGAGAGCGACCUCCGCACGAUGGACGGCAGGAUGCCCCCGCGCAGCGCCUCGCACGCGCGCUUCAAGCUGGACAACGAGGACACGGUGAGCAACGACACGGAGAAGGACGACACGGUCAGCCAGCACCUGCACGUGCAAACCAACCCGCUGCGCAACACGCCCUCCUGCCAGCAGCUGCACGGCAUCCUGCGCAAGACGCCCAGCGCCAAGUUCGGCAGCCAGUCCACCUUCCCCGUCAACGACACGCUCUCCACUUCCAACUUCUCCCUCAAUGACACGCGCCACAGCCAGGACAAUCUCCGCAAAUCGAGCGCCUUCUCCAGCCAGUCGGACACCGCGAACGGCAACGGGAAGAACGGGAAGCACAAGGGCAGUCGGCUGGCGCUGUUCCACCUGGGCGCCAAGGAUCACGAUGACCACGACCAUUCGGACGCGGGAUCCGUCCACGGCGGCAUGCCGUCGGUGAAGCACGCCUCCUUCGCGCAGCUGCCGGCGGACACGACGGGCGAGGGCCCGCCCAAGGAGGCCUGGUGGCGGCGCUGCCUGCCCUGCAAGUCCAAGAAGAACCUGCCGCGCUCCUUCACCAUGGACGACCUCAAGAAGGACCUCACCAUGGACGAGCACAUGCUGCCGCUAGAUGACCUCUUCGCCAAGCUGGACGUCAAUCCGCAGACGGGUGUAUCGGAAGAGGAGGCCGCCAAGCGUCUGCAGCGCGACGGCAAGAACAUGCUCACGCCGCCCAAACAGGUCCCGGAAAUCGUCAAAAUCCUUCGCGAAUUCGUCGGGGGAUUCUCGCCCUUGCUGGAGAUCGGCGCCGCCCUCUCCUUCAUCGCCUUCGGGAUCCAGGUGGGCACUUCGGAUGACGCGCCCUACGAUAACUUGUACCUGGGCAUCGUGCUGAUCUGCGUGGUGCUGAUCACGGGCGGCUUCCUGUACUACCAGAACGCCAAGUCCGAGGCCAUCAUGGAGGGCUUCAAGAAGAUGAUGCCGCAGAGCGCCAACGUGCUGCGCAACGGGAAGAUCAAGGAGAUCUCCGCCGACAACGUGGUCUUAGGCGACAUCGUCGAGGUCAAGGCCGGCGACCGCAUCCCGGCCGACAUCCGCAUCCUGGAGUGCAAGACCCUCAAGGUGGACAACUCGUCGCUGACCGGGGAGUCGGAGCCGCAGUCGCGCAGUCCCGAGGGCAGCGACAACCCGCUGGAGUCCAAGAACCUGAUCUUCUACACCAGCAACGCCGUGGAGGGCUUCGGCCGCGGCGUGGUGAUCAAGCGCGGCGACAACACGGUGAUGGGCCGCAUCGCCAAGCUGACCACGCGGCUGGACACCUCCGAGACGACCAUCGCGCGCGAGAUGCGCCACUUCGUCACGCUCAUCUGCAUCCUGGCCGUUACCAUGGGCGUCCUCUGCAUCGUCAUCGCGCUGGCCCUCGGCUACGACGGCUUCUACGCCAUCAUCCUCGCCAUCGGCCUCGUCGUCGCCAACGUUCCGGAAGGCAUCAUGAUCACGGUUACGGUAAUGUUGACGCUGACGGCGAAGCGCAUGGCGAAGAAGAACUGCCUGAUCAAGAAUUUAGAAGCGGUGGAGACGCUGGGCGCCUGCUCGGUGAUCUGCUCGGACAAGACGGGCACGCUGACGCAGAACCGCAUGACGGUGGCGCACGCCUGGGUGGACGAGCAGAUCGUGGCCACCGACACGGCCACCGAGUCGCUGGCCGGGAAGGAGCUGCCGGACACUACCACCUGCAAGGCGCUGCUGAACGUGGCCAUCCUGUGCAACCGCGCCGCCUUCAAGGACGACCAGGGCGACAAGCCGGUGUACGCGCGCGAGUGCAAGGGCGACGCCUCCGAGACGGCGCUGCUCAAGUUCACCGAGAUCCUCACCGGCGACGUCAUGGCCGAGCGCGCCAAGCACAAGGCCGUGGCCGAGAUCCCCUUCAACUCCACCACCAAGUUCCAGGUCUCCGUCCACGAGAUGCACGUCGACGGCCGGCUGCGCUACCUCGUGGCCAUGAAGGGGGCGCCGGAGCGCAUCUGGGACCGCUGCUCCUCCAUCGGCGUCAACAACAAGGACAUCCCCAAGAACCGCGCCUGGACCGACAAGUUCAACGACGCCUACCUGGACCUGGGCAGUCGCGGGGAGCGCGUGCUGGGCUUCUGCGAUCUGCUGCUGCCGGAGGACGAGUUCCCUCAAGGCACCAAGUUCGACACGGAGAAGCCCAACUUCCCCAUGGAGGGCAUGCGCUUCGUCGGCCUCAUCUCGCUGAUCGACCCCCCGCGGGCGGCGGUGCCGGACGCCGUGGCCAAGUGCCGCAGCGCCGGCGUGCAGGUCAUCAUGGUCACGGGCGACCACCCGGUCACCGCCAAGGCGAUCGCGCGCAGCGUGGGGAUAAUCAGCGAAGGCAUGGAGACGGCGGAGGACGUGGCGCACCGGCUGGGGAUUGAGGUGAGCGAGGUGGAGCCGGCCGACGCCAAGGCCAUCGUGGUGCACGGCGGGGAACUGCGCGAGAUGAAGGACGAGGACAUCGACAGCAUCCUCAUGAACCACGCCGAGAUCGUCUUCGCGCGCACCUCGCCGCAGCAGAAGCUCAUCAUCGUCGAGGCCUGUCAGCGCGCCGGCGCCGUCGUGGCCGUCACCGGCGACGGCGUCAACGAUUCGCCGGCUCUUAAGAAGGCCAACAUCGGCAUCGCCAUGGGCAUCACCGGAAGUGACGUCAGCAAGCAGGCGGCGGACAUUGUGCUGCUGGACGACAACUUUGCCUCCAUCAUCAUCGGCAUCGAAGAAGGGCGGUUGAUCUUCGACAACCUGAAGAAGACCAUCUGCUACACGCUCAUGUCCAACAUCCCCGAGAUCGCGCCCGUCGUCAUCUACUUCUUUGCCCGCGUUCCUCUCGGUUUGACCACCAUUCCCAUGUUGCUGGUGUGUCUGGGCACCGACAUGUUGCCGUCCAUCUCGAUGGCGCACGAGAGCGCCGAGGCGGACAUCAUGAAGCUGCCGCCGCGGUCGCCCGACGAGCGGCUGGUCAGCUUCCAGCUGCUGCACUGCUGCUACAUGCAGGCCGGGAUGAUCUGCGCCGUGGGGGCCUUCUUCACCUACUUCGUCGUGCUCGGCGAGAUGGGCUUCCGGCCCUACGAUGUGGUGGGGGUGCGCGACUACUGGGAGAACCCCGCCCUCAGCGACGUGGCCGAUUCCUACGGACAAGAGUGGACAUACCCGCAACGCAUGCUGCUGCAGCGCACGGUGGACGCCGCCUUCUUCGCCUCCAUCGUCGUCUUCCAGUGGGUGGACCUCAUUUGCCGCAAGGUGCGUCGCAAGUCUGUCCUGCAGAAGCCGAUGACGAACUGGUUCAUGAACUUGUCGCUGGUCUUCGAGACGGCCGUGACCAUCUUCUGCAUCUACGUGCCCUACCUCAACUACGCGCUCUCCCUCUACACCAUCAGGUUCGUGUGGUGGCUGCCGAUGAUCCCGUUCGCGUUGUUCUUCUUCGUCUUCGACGAGCUGCGUCGCUUCAUCAUCCGCCGCUUCCCCGACGGCUGGAUGGAGCGCAACUUCUACAUGUAGCCGCCACGCCGCACCGGACCGGACAGAAGGGCCGUAAUUGUCGCCCGCCCGCGGACGCCGCUGCCUGCACAUGUAGCCGCUGCGUCGCUUGACUCGCCCGACAACUCGCUAGUCCCCGCCAAUUCUUUCUUCGUCCCCUACUGUACAUACAACAUCACUCACUAGUGACAGUAGUGAUCGAAAAGCGUUGAUUAUAUUUAUGACGUUCCCGAUAUCCGUAAUUUUAUUUUAUUUAUUUAAAGCCGUUUUAUUUUAUUAUAAGUAUUACCAGAGUUUAUAAUAUAGAUAUGUAACAUUAUGUAUCGCUGUACGUCUUCCUGUAUUCAUGAUUACCAGUGUACAGUACAAGGAUUAUUGUCAGUGUGGAAUGUACAAUAUGUGGGUGGUGGUUUCAACACAUAAUAGCUACAUGAUGCAACGAAGCCCAGUAAAUUACAAGUUAUGA